Molecule: messenger RNA, 940 nt
Organism: Paramecium pentaurelia
Lineage: Eukaryota; Ciliophora; Oligohymenophorea; Peniculida; Parameciidae
Source: the annotation of a GenBank genome assembly
AUGAAGCUGAUUCUAUUAUUUAUUUGUUUUAGUUUAAGCUAUUGUUCAGUUCCAUUAGUUUGUUCAGAAGCAAAAAAGGAAUAUGAAUGUUAGGAAGUUAUCAAUGGAAUGUAAAUAUCUAAUAAAUAAUUUAGAAAUGAAUGUGUAUGGACUGGAGGACAAUGCAGAAUAAAGACUUGUGAAAUGACUACUCCUCCAUGUGAUGGAGAUGCUUAUGUUGGAUUAUCAUGUUCAACAAGUUAAUUAGGAUGCAGAAGUGUAAAAUAAUGUUCAGAUAUUGAUAAUGCACCUUCAUGUUCUUCAGUAACUCCUUCAGGAAAAUAAUGUAUUUGGGAUUAAACAUGUAGAAUGAAAUAAUGUAAGGAUAAUACAUAAGAUAAUUGCAGAAAUAUUAAUGGAUAGUUAUGCAUAUAUUAAAAUAAUUAAUGUACUUUGAUUACUGAUUGUUCUGAUAUUGUUGAAAAUGAUAAAUGUGAAAAUAGUAAUUAUCAUGAAAAUCUUUAAUGUGUAUUGAUAAAUGAUAAAUGUUAAAGAAAAUAAUGUGAUAUGAUUAUGAAUGAAGUAUAUUAUUUAUUUGAUUUGAUAGGAAGAUUGUUUUAAUACUGUAAUAUAAUCUGAGAAAUGUUUUUAUGGAUAAAUUACAGAAGAAAAGUAAGGUUGUUUAAGUUGUUCAACGAUAACAGAUUCUUGUUUAUGUGAUCAUUUCAAUCUUUUUGGUUGUGUAUGGAAAUAAGAUCAUUGUUAUAAACAAUCUUGUUCAACUUUUACUAAUAUAGACUAAUGCAAUUAAGCUUAUGAUAGUUUAACUUGUAUUUGGUAUAGUCCACUAAAUUAAUGUAUAACUAUUCAAAAUGCUAAUGAAUUGGAUCGUUAAUGUGAUAUCUAUAGUUUUAGUUCAGGAUUACAAUUGUUACUAAUUGUCAUCUUAUUAAUGUUUUGA